AUGGUGGAAUUACUAUAUGAAACCAAGGAGUUCGCACAGAGAUAUCGGAAGACCGAAAAUAAGUCUUUGCUAUAUGCCCGAGGAUUAACAUUACUUACGCUAGGGAUUUUAUUAUGCGGUUAUUUUGCCAUAGCGGUGAUAUUUUUGGCGUCGGACAAAGGCAUCACCAAAUCUCAAUUGCAAGAAGCUCCUCACAUACCUAUUCCUGAUUUGGAAUUCACGUUUAACUAUCAUUUUAACAUUACUUGCACGUUUCGUUACCUCGAUGGCCGGGAAUCAACACCCGACGCUUGCUCCUCCUACAUCACUCAACCUGCCUGUAAUCUAUCCGAGACGGAUGCAAGAUGGCACGGAUGGUUCACCGCGACCGAAGGUUUGGUGUUUAACAAGACCGAAAAACUCAAUGCUGUUUGGUACACCAUAAGAAUUGACGAUCCGAGGUAUAUUCGCGGGAAUGACGCGGGAAUGUUGGUGAGGGCUUACGACUCUGAUUUUAAUCCUCGCACGGUGCCGGUGAGCGUUAAUGCUCGCGCCAAAGAGGUCGACUCGGAAUUCUUUGCAACGUUGGAAAAUUUGAACUUGCACGUGAUUGGGUUUCAGCAGGUGAACUGGAUGUUUAUUAAUAGGCAUAUCCGAAGGAAAAUGGUUCCAAAUUUCUGGGCCGUGCUAGGCGCACCACCAAGUUAUUUCGACACAAGCUAUAUCACCACGAAAUAUGAAUCGGUGACCAACCCGACAACUGCGUCUGCGUACGCGAAUCAAUCGAUCAACGGAACACAAUUAUAUUCAAAUCUUUACGUGGGCGCGAUGGAUUGGUACCAGGACGUUAGCACAGAAACUAGGAUGCGUCAUAUUACAGAUUCCUUGGCUCUACUUUCAGGUUUUUACGGUCUUCUCGUCGGAACCUAUGUUCUGUUAUUCGGGUUCAUGCCGAUCGUCCCGUGGGGAUUCUGUCAGGCAUUUUGUAUGCGUCGGAAGGUAAAGCGGUCACUCCACAAACAAUAUCCCAAAUCCAUACCGUUGAUUGAGACAUCUGGCGACGACGAAACCAUUAACGAACGAAUAAAUUACCUGGAACAAUUUUUGAAACAGUUUGUUUGUGAUGUUGAUUAUAUGGAGGAUAUCCGAGAAGAAAACAAAUUAAAUGGCAUGGUGGAUGAGGUGGGAGGAGAUGCUACCGAUGAGGCGGAAAAGUCUUAA
This is a messenger RNA of Acaulospora morrowiae, 1200 nucleotides long. The record is from the annotation of a GenBank genome assembly. NCBI's taxonomy places the organism in Eukaryota, Fungi, Glomeromycota, Glomeromycetes, Diversisporales, Acaulosporaceae.